Messenger RNA from Aspergillus affinis, 1791 nucleotides. Its product is annotated as kleisin alpha. Lineage: Eukaryota; Fungi; Ascomycota; Eurotiomycetes; Eurotiales; Aspergillaceae. Gene Ontology annotation, cellular component: cohesin complex; synaptonemal complex. Gene Ontology annotation, molecular function: protein binding; chromatin binding. The transcript has 2 exons. The record is from RefSeq and is a predicted model, not a curated record. The coding region runs from base 1 to 1791 and encodes 596 amino acids. Gene Ontology annotation, biological process: replication-born double-strand break repair via sister chromatid exchange; synaptonemal complex assembly; mitotic sister chromatid cohesion.
AUGUUCUAUUCGGAGACUCUUCUGUCGAAAACCGGGCCGCUGGCCCGCGUUUGGCUGUCGGCUAAUCUGGAGCGCAAACUGUCAAAAUCACACAUCUUGCAGUCGGAUAUUGAAAGCAGUGUCAGUGCCAUCGUUGACCAAGGACAAGCGCCUAUGGCUUUGCGAUUGAGUGGCCAGCUGCUGCUGGGUGUGGUCCGGAUCUAUAGUAGAAAGGCGCGCUACCUCCUGGAUGACUGCAACGAAGCGCUGAUGAAAAUUAAAAUGGCCUUCCGGUUGACCAACAACAAUGAUCUCACCACCACCGUCGUCGCACCUGGCGGAAUUACUUUGCCUGAUGUCCUUACAGAAUCCGACCUGUUCAUGAACCUCGAUUCCUCCUUGCUCCUACCCCAGUCACUCAAUUUGGAGCCGGAAGGAAAGCAGCCCGGAUCAUCUAUGGACUUUGGUAGUCAACUUCUGCCCGAUAGCAGUUUCCGCCGCUCUGUUUCCCAGGAACCGCCACGCCUUGAAGAUCAUACUCUAGUCGAUCUCGACUUGGGAGAAGACGAGACACCGUUGGGUCAUGAUUUCAGUAUGGAAGUUGGUCGAGAUGCUCCAGCCCCACGUCCUGUCGAGGAGGAUCUCUUUAGUGAUGCUGGCAAAUUCAACGACGUUGAUCUGCCUCUGGACCUCGGUGAAGAUGAUGCUCCCUUGGAUAAAAUGGACCUCGGCGACGAUGGUCCUCAAGACACACUCCUUCAGGCGGAUGACACUCUCGAUCUCGGCGGUGACGACGGCCCGGUAAUUGAUGGCGACAAAGCCGACGAAUCCGACCGUGAUGAACUCAGCGAUAUUGAUGAUGCUGGCAUGGAGGAACUUGAACAAGCUUAUGGUGCUUCUCACCUGGGAGCAGAAGAUGUCGAAGGAAGAGACUCGGAAGAAGCUCAGGUUGAGCAAGCUCAACAUGGCCAGCGCUCCAAGCGGCGCAAGGUUGAACUACCUCCGAUGGAGGCUGAUGAGAAGAUCACCUACAGUGGCGCAGAGAUCAAGGAACUGCGUGAGAUGCACGCCGAAAUCAUUAAACCAACAUCGUCUUUGCCCCGUGACCCGGUUCUUCUCACCCUUAUGAACAUGCAGAAAAACGGAGAUUUCGUGUCGAAUGUGAUGGGUGGAGGUCGUGGACGUGGCUGGGCCCCCGAGCUCCGCGACUUGCUGUCAUUUGACGCCGUGAAAAAGGCUGGCGAACUCAAGAGGAAACGCGACAGCGGCAUCUCGGACAUGGAUAUCGAAGCGGCCACUACCCCUGCGUUGGAGCUGGGUGAAGAGGAGGCAAUUGUGCCGGUUGACGAGGGACUCGGUCUUGACUCGACGUUGAAUCAGCGGUCCGAGAUCGAAUUUCCCGGUGACGAAGAGGAGCAGGGUCUGCGUAUGAGUGAUGACGAGGGCAUGAACCAGCCAUUGGACGACUUUGACGAUACGAUCGAACCGGCGGACAGCGGGCCGGUUUCAAUCGGCACCAAGCAUGCUGUUCAUAUCCUGCGCGACCGCUUGGGAGAAUCUGCGGCCGAACAGAAGAAGAGCGUGAAGUUCCAAGAGCUUCUGCCAGAGAAGAAGGCUUCCAAGGCCGAUGCUACCAAGAUGUUUUUCGAAGUUCUAGUGCUGGCUACCAAGGAUGCCGUUCAGGUCGAACAGCGAUCUGAUGCCGUUGGAGGACCGCUCAAAAUCCGUGGAAAGCGUGCUCUCUGGGGCUCGUGGGCCGAGGAGUCUGCCGGCGGCGAGUCUGCCAGCCAAUCUGCUCCGGCAACCGCUUAG